Molecule: messenger RNA, 1170 nt
Organism: Triticum dicoccoides
Lineage: Eukaryota; Viridiplantae; Streptophyta; Magnoliopsida; Poales; Poaceae
Product: proline-rich receptor-like protein kinase PERK2
Exons: 1
Coding region: 57-956 (299 amino acids)
Biological process (GO): regulation of DNA-templated transcription
Molecular function (GO): DNA binding
Source: RefSeq, a predicted model, not a curated record
GCCUCGUGGUGCUGUUCGACCUCCUACGACGACGGGUCGACGGAUUCCCCACCUGGAUGCUCCCCGCCUACCUCGUCCACGGAGUCGACGUCUACGGCCACCACCCGCAGGAUCUGCUGCGGCGCCAUCCGCCGGCGACAUCGCCCGACGGCAAGCGUGCCUCCUACUUCGUGAACCUGGUACGCCCCCUCACCGCGACGGAUGCAAGAAGAAGCAGGGUCGUGCCGGGGGGGUUCUGGAAGUCGGAGCGCGCCCCCGUCCCCGUCGAAGCCGCCCCCGACAAGAUGAUCGGAACCAAGCAGGCCUUCUCUUUCAUCUCCAAGGAGGCGGAGCACAAGGGUGGACCCCGCGGCGGGUUCAUCAUGCACGAGCUCCUUCUCCCCGGCCAGGCAGGACGCCUCGCCGGCGGGGACGAGCUGGCGCUCUCAAAGGUCUACCCGUCUCCGCGCGUCGCCACCAAGAAGAGGUCCAGGUCCCAGGGACAGGGACCGACCGCCAGCGCAACAAGGACCGCGGCCGCCUCCUCUGCUCCAGCGCCGACGUCUUCGCCGCCUCUGCUCCAGCGCUCCUGCGACGUCUUCAGCAGCGCAAGAAGCAGCAGCGCCGUCUCCUCUCCGCCUCCUUCCCUGGAGCCGCCGGCCUCCUCUGCUCCGCCUUCCCUGGAGGCCUCGUCUCUCGGGCCGGCAUCCUCUGCGCCGGGGCCGGCAUCCUCUUCUCCGCCCCCCAUCCAGGGAUCAGCAUCGUCUCCACGGCACCGGCAGGGUGCCGCCAAGAGGGUGCUCCUCCUGGAGGUGGGCGACUCCCCCCCGAGGGAAGGCCACAACAUUUCGUGCCACCAGGUCUACCGCGCCAUGGAGGUUCUUGGACCCGGGAGGCGUGUCCCCAUCGACUGCGCUGACCUCUUCCUGCUUGACAGCGGGAAGGGGAAGAGGCAGCGGACGGCUGCAGAGUUUUGAGAAAACUCUGUCGCCCCGCCAUGGGCAAAUUUAAACUCUGUUGCUGUGUAACAUUCAGACAAAAAAUUUGAUAGGAAACUUUAGCUGUGAUUCAGUCGUUUUUUGAGAUUCAGUAGUUGCUUUGUUACAACUUAAUUGAUUGAAAUCCGGCUUAAUCAGUGGCGAUGAUGUUAAAACUUUGGUUUUCUUCUCAAAACAUUCGCUGUUGCCGACU